Messenger RNA from Patiria miniata (bat star), 2620 nucleotides. Its product is annotated as matrix metalloproteinase-9-like. Gene Ontology annotation, biological process: extracellular matrix organization; proteolysis; collagen catabolic process. Gene Ontology annotation, molecular function: zinc ion binding; metalloendopeptidase activity. Bases 129 to 1739 code for a protein of 536 amino acids. Gene Ontology annotation, cellular component: extracellular matrix. NCBI's taxonomy places the organism in Eukaryota, Metazoa, Echinodermata, Asteroidea, Valvatida, Asterinidae. The transcript has 8 exons. The record is from RefSeq and is a predicted model, not a curated record.
GUGGGACGUGUGGUCACAAUUAUUUUGCAGUGACAGCGGAAGAGAAGUACUCUUUCAGAGGAAACAACGUGCAACUCACACACCUGGGGGAUUUAAAAGCUUGCUCGUGAGAAAGAAAAUCAUCCAAGAUGUCAAAUUUGAAGUCGUCAUGUCUAAGAUGGGUAGUCGUGUUUGUGGCGUGUACGGUGGCCGCGAAUGGGAGUAUAACCAAAGACGAAGUUCCAGCGAAAGCGCCCGACAGUCAAGAAUUGAACAAAGUGAAGGGAUAUGAAUAUCUAAAGAAGUACGGUUAUUUGAGCAAGCGGCCAACGAAGGAUGACGCCAGCGGCAUGAUCCCACCAGACAAGGCCGUCAAAGCGAUCAAGAACCUGCAGAAAUUCGCCGGUCUGUCCGAGACGGGCGAGAUCGACGCGGACACGCUCGAGUUGAUCGAAAGACCGAGGUGCGGUGUAAAGGACCCGGUCAUCAGUAAUGACACCGUGGGAGUCAACGCGUCGGAGAGCGGGGAACGGAGGCGCCGCUACGUGGUGGCGGGUCCGCCCUACCAGUGGGACAAGAAUGACCUCACAUACAUGGUUGUGAACUAUCCUGGCCCGCCCUCUACGAUCACCGCAGACGAGGUGGACGCCGACGUCAGGCGGGCCUUCAAGCUGUGGAGUGACGCCACCCCGCUGACUUUCCGGUCGGUGGACGAUGAGAACGAGGCAGACAUCCGGCUGAUCUUCGGCAAGCGCUCCCACACCGACGUUGAGGGCGACCCCCCGUUCGAUGGACCAGGGGGCACGCUCGCGCAUGCGUUCUCGCCCAACAGCAACUGGGGCGCCACCGACGGCGACGCCCACUUCGACGAGGACGAGAUGUAUACGCACAAUAUGCCAACAGGCGUGAGUUUCUUCUACACCGCGGCCCAUGAGAUUGGCCACACCCUCGGCUUGGACCACUCCAAUGUGCCCAAUUCCUUGAUGUGGCCCUGGGGGCGGAGCUACACCAGCGAAUUCGUGCUGCCCCAGGACGACACCGAUGCCAUUCAGUCGAUAUACGGAGCCAAUCCUAAUCCACCGACCGUCCCGCCAACCUCACCCCCGCCUCCUCCUGUCUUCUGCACCGUCUCAUUCAGCUCCGUCGUACUCAUUCGCGGGCAGAUCUACGCUUUUUCCGAUGACAAACUUUGGCGCUUUGAUACCGACGGCAAUUUACUGUCUGAGCCCGAGGGUGAGCUAUCCCGCACGUACUUCCCCAAGCUUCCCCGGAGUGUAUCGGCUGGUUACGAGAGAUGGUUCGACGGCAAAAUAUACUUCUUCAAAGGACGUAAUUACUGGGUGUACAAGUCUGCCCGUGCUUCACCCCCACUCUUCAAGAUGUAUGACGUGGACUCAACAAACCUGCCGAGCGAGCCGGACUACCCCCGCCUGGCCGAGGAGCUAAAUCUCCCCAAGAAGGUCUCGGCCGCUCUGCACGUGGCCGACGAGGGCCGGACUUACAUCUUCAAGGCCAAGAAAGCGUUGAUCGUUGACGAGUUUGAAGGCAAUAUGGAGGAGAUGAAGACCCAUCUGGCAUUCCCCGGCGGGCAGUGGUUCCCGACUGGAGCUUUCUACAAUGACGGCUACGCAUACCUCAUAUACAGCCACGGACAAGGAGCCGACUACUUCCGUUUCAAGUGGGACCAGACUAAGAAGACCUUCGCAGGCAUGCCGGGAUACCCACGUGACCUGUACAAGGAACUCCUGCACUGCCCUUAAAACUAGGGGGAUCUGCCAGAUCCGUCACAACCGAACUGUAUUGCAAGAGUUGUAAUAAGUGUUGUAAUAGUGUUGCCUGUGCCCAGCAUUUUUAAAUGGCGACAGAAUCGAGGUCGGAGGGAUUAGGGAGAUCCCAUGAUAAUUCCUUAAUCCGCUAAUCCCCUGUUGGACUUGAGAAGAACCUGUAGAUCUUUGGUUUCAUUUAAGUUUCAUCACUAGAGGAGAGAAUUGAUGAACAUGUGAUCAUCUAUAAAACCUUAGCCAAAUCUUUCUUUACCAUAUCAAAUGAUGCGAGUCUUAAAACAGUAGGAAAACAGAUCAAGGGAACUGUAUACAUGAUUGUGACAUUUAAUUUUUUUGAAAAGGGUACUUGCACAUCAGUUGUGAAACAUGAUUGUGACAUUUAACUGUGACCAAUGAAUAAGGAACGAAAUGUUUCAAAAAGCGGGACCUUUGUGCUCCCUAAAGUGGUGACGAUAAAAAAAAAUUAGAAACGUCCCGUAUGUCAUACAACGGCUGAACCCUCACAACCUUCAUUAUUGGCUCAUUAAUUGAUUUUUUGGAGAUUUUAGGCGAGUUGGAAACUACAGGCGCAUAAAUACAGCAAGCGUCGACUCUCAGAAAAAAAAGUUGUAUCUCGUUAUCUACUAUAUUCAUGAAAAAUUACAUCAUUGAUACCAAAUCAAUUCAUGUACUGUAAAAGAAAAAUGAUGUGGAUUUUUGUUUACACUUUUCAUUUAAAUAUGUAAAUAGCUACGUGUUUUUUUCUACAGGUGUUCUUUUUUACAUAAUUUGUAGUACAGUUUUCUGUAUUGUAUUUAUUAUUUAUAUUUAUUACUAAAAGUAAUAAAGCCGAUGUUUUCAUAUUUCAGUAAUAUUAA